AUGUCAUCGAGUGAUAGCCAAUCGUUGACUUAUGAGUCAAUCUUUGAGUCUUUUGGCCGACAAUUCCGGUCAAAGAAGUCAUUGAAAUGCGAUUACAGUGAAUGCAAUAAAACUUUUGGCACUCAAAGCCGAUUAGAUGCACACAAACGCCGCAGACAUGCCGUACAAGACAUCACUCCUCGGGAACCGAUUGUUAGCUCAACCGAUGCCAGAGACCAGUCGACGACAGCCGCAGAUGACGGCCAACAACAGUUAAAUGCCAUACCAGUGGCCACCCAUUCAACCACUUCCAGUCUCGACAGCCAAUCGCUGGACAAUAUGUGCGAUGACGAUACAAAUAAUGGCACCGAAAUCGUGGACACAAUACCGACGGUAAAUACCGGCCAAACACUGUCACCGACACGGAGUGGUCAGCAAUUGGCCACAACUUCACUCAUAAACAACCCGUGCCUUAAUACUAUUAAUACAAAUACUAGUCACUCGUCGGCCACCGCUAACCCCCUCCGGACUAGUGGUCAAACUGUCUUUGAUUUGCCGGCAACUCAUAAGUGCCGUAUCGACGGCUGUGGCCUCGAGUUUUACAUUGAAUACACACUAAUCGCACACCAGAGGGCUGUCCACAAGACAACGGCGCCAACCGUUCACUUGAGGUACGACACGAGUGGUGUCGGCGACAGUCAUAGGGCCGUUGGUUUAGGCGUCGGUUGUGCUAAACCUGAUGCCAUCCAUGAGUGCAAACACUGCCACAAAACAUAUGCCACGAAACGCGAGCUCAAGAAACACCGCCGGAUUGUCCACUCGUCUGACGGCAAAGCGUACGGCUGUGCGCACAACGGCUGCGGCCUAUCAUUCGCCACAAUACCGGAGCUGAAGAAACACCGACUGUCUGUCCACUCGGCCACCGGUCGACAGUAUCGGUGCGACGGCUGCGCCAAUACAUAUCACAGCAAACGACGGUAUGAUAAGCAUAGGCUAACUGUCCACUCAACGGCGGCGGUCACUGAAACUGUCCAGAAGAUUACGGCUCAAGACAUUCACUUUGGAUACGGAAAGAGCGGUGUCAGCAGUGAUGGACCCGUAAAGCCCACGACUGUCCUACCGGUGCAGUCAAUCACUGCCACCACUGAUACAAACAAUAGUGAUAUGGACUCUGAUCUCGAAGUGAUAGACAUUAUACCGGCGCCCAAACCCAGCGUCCAUACAGUGCCGGUGCCUGCGAUCACUGGCCACACAUCAAAACGCUUACUAAUUGAGUAA
Molecule: messenger RNA, 1257 nt
Organism: Medioppia subpectinata
Lineage: Eukaryota; Metazoa; Arthropoda; Arachnida; Sarcoptiformes; Oppiidae
Source: the annotation of a GenBank genome assembly